This is a messenger RNA of Boleophthalmus pectinirostris (great blue-spotted mudskipper), 568 nucleotides long. It is a transcript of the gene anapc11, whose product is annotated as APC11 anaphase promoting complex subunit 11 homolog (yeast). Gene Ontology annotation, molecular function: cullin family protein binding; zinc ion binding; ubiquitin protein ligase activity. Gene Ontology annotation, biological process: anaphase-promoting complex-dependent catabolic process; protein ubiquitination; positive regulation of mitotic metaphase/anaphase transition. The record is from RefSeq and is a predicted model, not a curated record. The coding region runs from base 191 to 445 and encodes 84 amino acids. The transcript has 3 exons. Gene Ontology annotation, cellular component: anaphase-promoting complex; nucleus. NCBI's taxonomy places the organism in Eukaryota, Metazoa, Chordata, Actinopteri, Gobiiformes, Gobiidae.
UAUUCUUGGCUACUUUUUUCCCCAAAGAAGAAACUUAUUUAUGCAGACAGACACAUUACAUUUGAGACAUGAAAUUGUCUAAAAUCUCUUAAGGUUUUGAUUGAGUUCAUGCAGCCUGAACGUUUUAAAAUUAAUAGAUUGUAUUUCGGUGGCUUUUUAACUCGGCGAGGUUAGAAUUGGAUUAUACACAAUGAAGGUAAAGAUCCGACAGUGGAACGGCGUGGCUUCGUGGUUGUGGGUGGCGAACGAUGAAAACUGUGGCAUUUGCAGGAUGCCUUUCAAUGGCUGCUGUCCUGACUGCAAAGUCCCUGGGGAUGACUGCCCGCUGGUCUGGGGUCAGUGCUCUCAUUGCUUUCACAUGCACUGUAUCCUGAAGUGGCUGAACUCACAGCAGGUUCAGCAGCAGUGCCCCAUGUGCAGACAGGAGUGGAAAUUCAAAGAAUGAGGCAGAGAAGUGGUCAUUUUGUGUAUUGUCUGUAAAUAUUUGUUUUUGUAUUUCAAUCUUUUCAUGUGGAUGAUAUUCUGGCAACUAAUCUAUUCAUGUUUUAUUAAAAAGUUUUAAACAUUA